Molecule: messenger RNA, 3185 nt
Organism: Trichobilharzia regenti
Lineage: Eukaryota; Metazoa; Platyhelminthes; Trematoda; Strigeidida; Schistosomatidae
Source: the annotation of a GenBank genome assembly
AUGCGGCGGCCUGCUUGAACAUAGGGCUACCAAAAAUUCCACCUUACAACAUUUUGCAAAAUUGCUUUGGUUUGCUCUUUUAAUUUUGUUUUAAUUUAUCAAUAAUGUGUCCUAAUCGUAUUAUAUAUAAUCGCGCAUUUUUAAAAUCAUUACAACCUAUCGCGUUGUGUCAUCCACAAAAAUUGAGAAAAAAGCAUCACUGUGGCUGGCAGCGUGCACUGAAACGUACACAAAUUAAUCAAAUGACUGUUCCUGAACUCGUUAGCACUAAUUGUAGAUCCCUGUCCAACAAAAUGGAUUACCUUCAAUCCCUAAUGUAUUCCAAUGUUUAUCGAAAUGCUGGCGUUUUAGCAAUACAAGAGACUUGGCUGCACCAGCAUUAUGAUGAUAAUCUAGUUUCAAUAAAUGGAUAUAAAGUUUUUCGCCAAGAUAGAAAUAGUUCCAAGAAAAAAUAUGGAGGAGGGGUAGCCACAUAUAUAAACACAAAUUGGUCUACAUCAAAUCACGUUUGCUUCAAUUAUUCUAAUGACAAUAUAGAUUGCAUAACCGUCAGGUGUCGCCCAAAACACUUAAGUAAAUAUUCUUAUAUAUACAUAACAAAUAUUUACAUAACACCCGAUUGUAGCCUUUCUAAUAUAGUUAUGUUUGCAGAUGAGUUUACUGAAUUCGCUGCUCCUGCAUUCGGAAACUCGUUGUCUAUAGUCUGUGGUGAUUUUAAUUUAUGUGAUCACAGCUUUCUUACUUCGCUUGGUCAUGAGAAUCUAGUCAAGUUUAAUACACGUCUGGACAAAUCACUAGACCUGGUUUUCAUAAAUGACCGUGAUGUAUAUGAAACCCGAAGGAGAGCUCCUUUGCUAAAUUCUGACCACUGCAUUAUUCGUAUUUUACCGAAAGUGUACGGCAAGUCACAACGAAAAUUGUUUAGUCAUUUAACAAAGAAGAUACAUGAACGUUCAUAUUCCCAUGACAACAUUCUAGCAUUAAGAAGCAUGUUGCAUGAUACCAACUGGGAACUGUUUACUGACGAUAAGUUGGAUGCUACUGUCUCUAAUAUAACCGAUUAUCUGAAGUUUUGUUUGGAUAUUUGCUGUCCUUAUGAAACACUGUUUUCGAGAUUUGACAGAAUCUCUUCUGUGCAACUGAAAAAACUUAGAAGACAAAAAGAGAAGUUGUAUAAAAAUUGUGAUAAUACUGGUGUCCGUAAAAUAAACACCCUUAUAAAAAUUGAAAUAGAAAGGUUGAACAGACUAUAUAAUGAAAAAUUUUUAUCAUGUAAAAAUCCUUCAAACAUUUGGAAACUUUUCAAUAAACUAACAAGUAAAAAACAAAUGUCCGUUGAUGCUUAUUCUGAUGUUAAUGCUUUAAACAAAUCAUUUAUCAAGAAACAAAUUAAUAUGGUUGUACCUGAUGUACCUAGUCAAGAAAAUGGUCAUUUUCAGGGUUUUGAAGAAAAGGAUGUACUAUUAUGUUUGAAGUCAUUAAAUCCAACACACAGCCUUGGUCCAGAUGGUGUACCAAGCAUUCUUCUCCAAAAGUGUGCAGACAUCUUGUGUCAUCCUCUUACUCAAAUCUUUAACGCAUCAUUUAAGAGGGAAACGGUACCUGCUGACUGGAAAGAAAUCAAGGUUGUACCUGUACAGAAAUCAUCUUCUGGAGCAGGUAUAAAAUUUAGACCAGUCGCUAUAACAUCUCCUUUUUUGAAAACUAUGGAGAAACUUCUUUUGUAUAUUCUUAAACCUUCUUUAAAAGCUUUUAAUGACCCUAAGCAGUUUGCUUAUAAGUGUGGAAGAAGUACAUUAGAUGCAGCCAUUGUACUACACCACAAUAUUGUUUCCUGCCUUGAUAAGGGCGCUAAGUUCGUUCGAACAGCUUUCUUAGACUAUACUGCAGCUUUCGACUCUGUUUCUAGGACACUUUUAUUAGGAAAGAUGAUUUCAGCACAAACAGAGUCCUGGGCAACUAGAUGGCUGUCUUCUUAUUUUAAGGAUAGGAAACAGCAUACUGUUUUGGCUGGAAAGCGCUCCACUUCCCAGCUAACUGAAAGUGGUGUGCCUCAAGGUGCAGUACUUUCUCCAUUUCUUUUCUCUUUCUUUCUGCAUGACCUUCCGAACUCACCCAAAGUUAACUUCAUUAAGUAUGCUGAUGACCUGACCGUUUCUGUCCCUGUAGUUUCCACAUCGGAUUGUUCCUAUAUGAAUGGCUUCCUAGCUGAAGUUAAGGAUUGGUCUGGCUCAAAUGGUCUUAAACUAAAUCCAACUAAAUGUAACACUGUUGAUUUUAGCUUGAGAAGUGAAAAAGUCAUGCAUGGAUUGAUUCAAUCUCAUGAUUGUUGUAAUAUUGAUGGUACCAUGAUAGAGAGUAAGUCAAGUGUUUCUUAUCUUGGCAUUAGUUUCUCGUCAAAUCUUUGCUGGUCGUCUCAUAUUCUUAUAGUUUCUAAGAAAGUUUUCCGUCUGACUUAUUACAUAAAGAAGUUGAGACACUCAGGUAUAACUCAAUCUCUUAUCAUACAAUUUAUUAAUUCAUGUGUUUUGCCCAUCAUUCUUUAUUGUUCUCCAUUAUUCUUCCCUGGGCUACUCAAGAAAGAUCAUAUAAUACUACGAAGAACAUUGAGGGCUGUAAGUAGGGUCAGUGCUAUCCCUUUGACUGAACUAAAUGACACUGUUGUCAAUAGGCAUAUGAAUUCUUGUAAACACUUAGCUAAAGUUAUCUUAUCUGAUAGUGAACAUCCUCUUUAUUCACAAUUAUUUCCUUGUAUCUCUUCGGGUAAGACCAGAAGAAAUUUUAUAAACAUUUAUGCUCGUACUACAAAAUAUAAAAAUUCGACCGUUCCAUAUUUGGCACGAGUAUUGUGUGAAGAGACAAAUAUCAGAAAAGAACUUUUACAACUUUUGAAUCAGUAACUAAACUAUAAAAUGUAAUGAUGCAUAUUAAUGCAAGUGUUAUUUGUUAUAUUAUUUAUUUAUUAUUCACUAUGACCUAGAAAUGGUAUGAUUUUGUUGGGUUUUUUAUUUAUAUUUAUUUUUAUUAUUUUUUCCUAUUAACUAUCAAUAUUUUAACAUUUUAUAUAUUUAUAUAAUUAUAAACAGAGCUAAACCAUUGCAAUAUGUAAAAGAAACGCUGAAAAUUCCAUGCUGUAAAUUGUUAUUGUUGUGGAAUAAAGUGAUUAUUAUUAUUAUUAUUAUUAU